Molecule: messenger RNA, 900 nt
Organism: Hirundo rustica (Barn swallow)
Lineage: Eukaryota; Metazoa; Chordata; Aves; Passeriformes; Hirundinidae
Gene: BHLHE22
Product: basic helix-loop-helix family member e22
Molecular function (GO): protein dimerization activity
Source: RefSeq, a predicted model, not a curated record
AUGGAGCGGGCGCUGGGGCUGCCCGCAGAAGAGGACCUCUUCCACAAGAGCCUCGCCGCCUCGGCCAAGCGCAUGGAGUCCGCCUUCCGCUCGCCCCCGGGGCUCGACCUCUCCCACCCCCGCGACCGCCAGCCCUCGCCGCUCGCCUGCUACGAGGCGUCGGAGCCCGAGGCGCUGCUGCAGCCCGGAGUCGGCGGCGACCCUCUGGUGCUGCCGCCGGGCUCCGUCUGCGUCAAGUACGGCGAGAGCGCCAGCCGCAGCUCGGUGGCCGAGAGCAGCGGCGGCGAGCAGAGCCCCGACGACGACAGCGACGGCCGCUGCGAGCUGGUGCUGCGCGGCGCCGGGGGGGACCCGCGCGUCGCCUCGCCGGCGGCGGGCGGCGGCGGAGGGGGGGGGGGGGGGCUGAAGGCGGCCGAGGGCAGCUGCUCCAACAGCCACGGGCACGGCGGCAGCAAGAAGUCCAAGGAGCAGAAGGCGCUGCGGCUCAACAUCAACGCGCGGGAGCGGCGGCGGAUGCACGACCUGAACGACGCGCUGGACGAGCUGCGGGCGGUCAUACCCUACGCGCACAGUCCCUCGGUGCGGAAGCUCUCCAAGAUCGCCACGCUCCUUCUGGCCAAGAACUACAUCCUGAUGCAGGCGCAGGCCCUGGAGGAGAUGCGGCGCUUGGUGGCUUAUCUCAACCAGGGCCAGGCCAUCUCGGCCGCCUCCCUGCCCAGCUCCGCCGCGGCGGCGGCGGCGGCGGCGGCGGCGCUGCACCCCGCCCUCGGCGCCUACGAGCAGGCGGCCGGUUACCCCUUCAGCGCCGGGCUGCCCCCCGCCACCUCCUGCCCGGAGAAAUGUGCCAUCUUCAACAGCGUCUCCUCCAGCCUCUGCAAACAGUGCACGGAGAAGCCUUAA